CUCACGUACACAAGGAGUGUGGGUGGAGACAACGAGGAGCAAAGACAGAGUGACGAGAGCGCGUCACGUCGGAAUCCACGGUGGAUUCUCAUGAGUAUUGGCCUGGAACGCCAGCCGUCGACGGCGGUGGUGGCGUCGUCGUCGACCGCCACGCUCUCGCUCUCCGAGUCGGAGCACUCGUCGCACGCAUGCCUCCCUGGACUCGACAACACCGUACUCCGGCUUGGCGAGUCAUCGUCAUCGUCGCUCUCGAUCGAUGGCGGGUACAAGAGCAAGGGCAUGCCGCCGCAGUACUCGACGGUCUCCGGAUCGCAUGGACUCGGUGUCAAGCCUACCCAGCUCGCUGUCCGCAGCGCCGACGGGACCGAGUCGGUGGUGAGCGCGCUCUCACACGCCUCGUCAGGCGGCAUCGGCUUUGCGCCGACCCGUUCUGUUGUCGCGGUUGUCCCGCUGGACAACGUGUCGGAGACGCUUGACUCGGACGCCAUUGCCGCCGUCCAGGAUGGGGGCUCGCCACUCUGCAACACCGCAGCACUGAUCCGAUCCUCGACCACCGAGCGCGAGCUCGAAGCCGUCCGUCUCCGUGAAGAGCAACUGAUGCUCGCCAAGACAAGGUCCGACGUCUACAUCAUCCUCGCUAUUUUUAUUUCCGGCUUUUGCUGCAUCCUCCCUUGGCUCCUCGGCUAUCUCUUCCUUCGCUCGCCCAACAGCAGAGUCCGCUUCCUCGCCCGUCUCUCGCUCAUUCUCUUUGCCUUUGCUCUCAUUGUCUGCGCCAUCAUCAUUGCAGCAAUAUGAGUUUGCUGAAGCCCCCCCCCCCUUUGUGCCGAACCUAUUCACCAAAACACAACGCUCAUCCA
This is a messenger RNA of Thecamonas trahens ATCC 50062, 857 nucleotides long. RefSeq lists its product as uncharacterized. The record is from RefSeq and is a predicted model, not a curated record. NCBI's taxonomy places the organism in Eukaryota, Apusomonadida, Apusomonadidae. The coding region runs from base 91 to 795 and encodes 234 amino acids. The transcript has a single exon.